GAACCGUGAGAACGGAAACAAUUGGUAGGAGGACUGAGAAAUCGUGUUCUGCGAAGUAGAGAAAUUAAAAAUAUUGAAAUAAAAUCGAGGUACUAGAUCCUCUAAAAACGCAUAGUAUAGGGAUGAUUUAAAAAUUACACCUAAAAUUAAAGGGUUAGGCUUUGGCUUUUCAUUAGAACCACUACGAUGUCGUCUAGAACUGAGACUGAGUACUGAACGAUCCAACGCAGAGAGGAGGAAGAAGAUCAAAGAAUCAAACAGCUGAGUUAUCAAAGAAGCAAACGCAUUUUUUCAGAAAGAGAACCUUGGGUGUUUUCUUCCGCUUGAGUUAUCUCCAUUUGUCCCUGCAAUUUGAGAAACUUGGAUUAACUAUUGAUGAUAUCAACGAAUACCCUUUAAUGCUUGGCUGCAGUGUGCGUAAAAACAUGAUACCUGUAUUAGGUUACUUGGAAAAAGUCGGGAUUCCAAAGUCAAAACUAGGGGAGUUUGUUAAGAACUAUCCGCAGGUUUUGCACACAAGUGUGGUUGUUGAGCUUGCUCCUGUUAUUAAGUUUCUUAGGGGGCUUGAUGUUGAGAAGCAAGAUAUUGGAUAUGUUCUACAGAAGUAUCCAGAACUGUUGGGGUUUAAACUUGAAGGUACUAUGAGUACUUCGGUUGCUUACUUGGUGAGCAUAGGAGUUAGUCCUAGAGAUAUUGGUCCUAUGGUGACACAAUAUCCAUAUUUUCUAGGUAUGAGAGUUGGGACUGUUAUUAAGCCGCUUGUUGAUUACUUGUUUUCCUUGGGAUUGCCAAAGAAGAUUUUGGCUAGAAUGUUGGAGAAACGGGCAUAUAUACUUGGUUAUGAUCUUGAAGAAACUGUUAAGCUGAAUGUUGAUUGCUUGAUUAGUUUUGGAAUUCGGAGGGAAGCAAUUGCUUCAGUUAUUGCACAGUAUCCACAAAUUCUUGGGUUACCUCUGAAAGCUAAGUUGUCUUCACAGCAGUAUUUCUUCAAUCUGAAGCUCAAGAUUGACCCAGAUGGGUUUGCUUGUAUUAUAGAGAAGAUGCCACAGAUUGCAAGCCUAAAUCAACAUGUUAUUAUGAAGCCUAUAGAGUUUCUUUUGGGGCGGGGACUGCCAUUAGAGGAUGUGGCAAUUAUGGUUAUGAAAUGUCCCCAAUUGGUUGCACUACGAGUUGAGCUCAUGAAGAAAAGCUAUUAUUACUUCAAAAGUGAGAUGGGGAGGCCGGUCAAAGAGCUUGUGGAGUUUCCAGAAUACUUUACUUAUAGCUUGGAAUGUAGAAUCAAACCCAGGUACACCAAGUUACAAAGCAAGGGGAUUAGGUGCUCACUGAACUGGUUUCUGAACUGUAGUGACCAGAGAUUUGAAGAGAGAUUGCAGGGUGAUUAUAUUGAAUCAGAAAGCUUAGGACCUUCAUUCUGUAUGGGUGGGAAAUUGGAGCUACCGGGAAGUGACGUUGUAUCAGAUGAGGAAGCUGAGAGCGAUGAUGAAGUACUUUACAGACGCACAGUUUCUCUGUAGUAAAGUUUUUAAUUACAUUAAUGAAUUAACUUUGUUUUGAACUGCAAUUUCUCUAGCCCAUCUUUCUUAUAUUUAGGCCUCUACUUAUGUUCUCAGUUUUUGUUAUAUUUGGAUUUUCUCCCUAUAUUCAUUGUUACAACUACAGUGCUUGCUCAUGCACAUCCAGACUUGCCUGCACUUGCAUGGACGGUCAUAUAGUGCAUAUUCAAAAUUGCAUCUGGGAGCUGUCUUUUUUGCUGUUAAUUACCCGGUUUGUUUAUAGUAUUGGGUUUUAUAA
Gossypium arboreum is the source of this 1794-nucleotide messenger RNA. RefSeq names its product transcription termination factor MTERF4, chloroplastic. Lineage: Eukaryota; Viridiplantae; Streptophyta; Magnoliopsida; Malvales; Malvaceae. Gene Ontology annotation, molecular function: double-stranded DNA binding. The record is from RefSeq and is a predicted model, not a curated record. The transcript is spliced from 2 exons. Bases 399 to 1517 code for a protein of 372 amino acids. Gene Ontology annotation, biological process: regulation of DNA-templated transcription.